AUGGCCUCGUUGGCAGGGGGAUGUCUCGGCUUCUCGUCAAAUACUGGACCGCAGUCAUGUUGCUUGAUGAGCCGUCUCCGCAAAACAAGAAGCAGAAGCAGAUCUAUCAGCACCCAGACACUCACCAGAAGGAGGUCGAGAGGUGUGACCCACGGCACCGGCAGCGACAAGACCGUUGCGCUUCGUCUCGAAGGCCUGACCCUGACCCCCGUCGACAAUGGCGAGAUCCUCCAGGGUGACCAGAAGCCACAGGCGGCCGCCCACCUCGAGUGGCUGCCCGACUUUGACAUGGUCAACCACAGGACGCUGUUUACGCCGCCACGGUCCAUCCCCGCCGAGACCAGACUGCAGGAAGAGAUGACCCUGCUCUGUAUAAUGAAGACGCUCCAGAGGAUCCAGGGACUCGGGCCGUGCGGCUGGCACUUUGAAAAGUUCCGCGACUGGCUCGACCUCGAGGUGCAGCGCGCGCGUGACGGCACAUACCCACUGCUGCUGCCCGAUGAGGCCAAGGCGUACCUGGAACUGGACUCGCCCACUCGAUACGCCAUGAUCGAGGAGCGCUGUGAUCACCUUCUUACAAUGUCCAAGGGCGCCGUAGCUACGGGUAUCAAGCGUAUCUACAACAGCUGCGAGGAAAUCUUCACUGGGAGCAAGGACACUCUCGACACCCUGGUGCAAGGGGGCGUCCUAACCAGGAUAUAUGACGCCGUCAGCUUCGGAAAAGGUGACUUUUUCAAGCUCGACGGAUCGCUCACCCUGAGUGUGGCAACUGAGUUCCGGCGAUGCCGGGUCGAGACAACCGUCUACGGACUAGGUGACGAGCUUCCAACAGAUCCUGAGGCAAUGUUCGCCACCGUCAGCAGCCAGCAAAAGGUCGACUAUCUGAUCAAGGCCUUUGGCAUCCCAAAGGAUCACAUUUUCCAGUCACGCGACGAUUCCCUCGCCACCGACCUGAAGCGCACGACAUGCAACCGUGGCGUUGACAUAUUCCUCAAAACCGUCUCGAGCGAGCUGCUCCAUGCGGUGUGGGAGUGCGUGGCCGGCCAUGCUGAGUCUGCCGCCGACAUCAAAAAGGCCAUCUCCCUCGCAUCGCGCCGUUCAAGGGGUGUCAUCCACCUGACCAUGGUGCUCAGGGACUCUCCGGGUCACUCGGUUGAGAGACUGCGCUACGCGGGCCCCUGGAUAAGCACUGGCCAGGUAGCCAUGGGCUUGCGUGAUGGAGAGGACCUCCGAGACCUCAGCACGCGGACCAACUGGCGGUGCGAUCGACGAAUGGGGUUCUACCACAACGCGACAGCUAGCCCGGCUACGUUGGGCGAGGCUGCGAGUGUCAACUUCCUGGCCCGCCAGGUGGGCGCCAAGGUCUUCAGCCCCAUGCUCAAAGAGGACCACGAGGUCGUCGACAGGAGCGGUACUUUUGUGGCGACCUGGACGGCCGCCUGUCGGUGCCUUGCGGUAUCCCGCCGGCAGUAUCAAUGCGUACCGCUUCGCCACUGGUGUUCUGAAGCUCUGUCUGGUCAUGGGUCUUCAGAUACACGCCAACACGCCGCCACAUCCGUAGCGAGGGCGGCGGAUGGCACUUGGCAGGUUACCACCCCGCGGAGCACCGUGGUCGCCAAGGAAGUAGUCCUCGCUACGAAUGUGUAUACGGCCGCGCUUGAUCCGCGCUUCCAAGGUGUCGUGGUGCCCAUACACGGAGACAGGUCACGGCUCAACGGCCGGGGUUGA
Messenger RNA from Pyricularia oryzae 70-15, 1728 nucleotides. RefSeq lists its product as uncharacterized. Gene Ontology annotation, molecular function: oxidoreductase activity. NCBI's taxonomy places the organism in Eukaryota, Fungi, Ascomycota, Sordariomycetes, Magnaporthales, Pyriculariaceae. The record is from RefSeq and is a predicted model, not a curated record. The coding region runs from base 1 to 1728 and encodes 575 amino acids. The transcript is spliced from 6 exons.